GACCCCGAGGGGAAAUAGAUUCUGCUAGCUAUCAAACUAAGAAGAUAAACAAGGGAGGCGCUGACCCUGUAUACCUGUGAAUUAUGAAGAUCACGAGCCAGCGAUAACUUGACACGUUUUUGUGUCAUUAUCCUGGUAUACAAGAUAUAGCGGCCAUUGUGCUGACAGUUUGAUGGAGAUGGCUGUUUGUGUGUUGGUAGUUAUGUGGAGGCCAGAAUAAUCUCUGAUCAUUUAUCCACACCCGUCAUGGAAGAAUAUUUAAAGUUUACAAAGGACGCUCAGCAUCACCUGUCUUCCUACCAGAAGGUCCAUGUUGUCCUUGGCAACGAGGCAUGUGACCUUGACUCCGCUAUAGCAGCUGUAGUGUAUAGUUAUUACCGUCACAGGACUCUGACAGACAAUGGUUGCCUGGUCGUUCCUGUGUUAAAUAUACUGAGGAAAAAAUACCGUCUGCGGACAGAGACUACAUUCCUCCUAGGCCAGCAAGGCAUCUCGGCUGACCUUUUAACCUUUCGAGAUGACCUUGACCUGUCAGCCCUAUACAGCUCUAAGUGUUUAGUGUUGACCCUGGUGGAUCACAAUGUUCUGACGGCAACAGAUGCUGCGUUGGAAGAUGCUGUUACCAUGGUGAUUGAUCAUCGUCCUCGACAGCGACCAGAAAAUGACAAAGUACAGGUUAUCAUGGAUACCGUUGGAUCUUGUUGUACUUUAAUUGCUGAAGAGCUCCUGGUAAACAAUAACGAUGGGUUUGUCAUGGACCAGGAGGUAGCGGUUCUACUGUACGGAACAAUUCUGGUUGACACAAUUAAUCAGAACCCAGCUGCAGGGAAGACUACACCGCGAGACACUGCAGCCAUACAGACUCUGGAGGGCUGGGUCCCUAGUGACAAGGGGAGAGAACUCUAUACACAGCUACAGGCAGCAAAGUUUGACUUGACAGGACUUACCACUACCGAUAUACUGGAGAAAGAUUUGAAGAUUGUGACGGGCAGUUCUCGUGUGGUUGCUAUGGCAUCUGUUUCCAUGGAAAUGCGAGAGUUCCUCAGGAGGGACGAUUUCCUACAAGAGUACCAGGCCUUUCUCUCUGACAAAGGAGCAACCAUGGUGGUUGUCAUGACUCUGUAUGAGGAGGUUCCAGGGGAGCCACGACGACAGCUGGCCGUGUGUGCGUCGGACCGUGACUUAGUACUCCAGCUCUCAUCACAACUAGUGAAUUCUGUUGACCCAGAUCUUGGUCUGUCAGAGUUACCUCCCCCUGUCGGCCUUGACGGAAUAAACUGUUAUAACCAGAAGAAUGUGAAGGCAUCCCGAAAGAAAGUUCUCCCUCUCGUAUUGCGAUUCUCCAACACUCCUUCUGAAGUCUCGAUCCCCGAUAAUAACACCAGUCAGAACUGUGAAACACGAAGUCAGGCAGCAAGUGAUAGAUAUUCCCACGUAGUCCCAACCUUAAACUUUGUCAACUUGGAUGACGACCUUGGAGAGUUGAAUGAAUCCGACGUUUUGGAGUCGCCACGCACACCAGAUAUCAUGGUAACGGGUUUAAACGGAUGUUCGGGAAAUUCCUCGGCAACUGCAUCCCGUCCCGGAUCAGGUUUUCCCAGUUAUCCUGUCACACCGCCCAACAGCUUCAUGGACGGUGGGUUUAUGGGUAAAGAACAUUCCUUACCAAGUUUUAAUAGUUCUGAAAUGCUGAGGAAGAUUCAGGAUAAGAAGGCUUUACUUUCGGCCAGCAGCGGCAAUCCGUCCUGUAGUGGAUCGGCAGGUAAUAGUGUGCCCUACACCCCGCAAAACAGCGUCAUUGAUGGAGGAUUUGAUUGGUACGCCAAAGAGCAAAACCUACCCAGCUUCAACAGCUCAGACAUGGUACAGAAGAUACAACAGAAAAGAUCAUCAAUGGGAGAUAACUCCGAUUUUAGUAUUGGCGGUGAUAUAUUGAUGUCGCAAGGCGGCAAACCUAAUGACUUUGUGCCAUUUACUCCACAGAACAGCUUCAUGGAGAACAAGUUCCAUGCCUACAUGGAUAAAUCUGUAGAUCCAAGUCUGCUUAGCUCACAUCUAGAGGCCAUUAAAGGUCACAGGUCAGAGGUCAGAAAUCAUAGCCCCGAGGUUGUGACCUCUAGUCAGAAAGUGAUUCAGUCCAGUUUCUUCAGUGAUAGUGUUACUGGGGUGUCUAACUCUGAUAGAGCUGAUAAUCUGAAGUCAGGGUCUAGCUGUGAACUUGAAUCUGACCAAGGUCAAAGUACAGGUGAUAUGAAUGUUAUUGCCAUGGAAAUAGCUUGUGCGAUGUUGAGAGACCAAGACGUAGGGAUGGAAUAUAACAAAUCAGAUUUGACCUUUGACAAGGAUGAUCCAGGUAACUAUGGUAACCAGGAAUCACAAGAAUAUCAAAGUCAAGGUCAUAAUACAGGAAACAUCAAACAAGGUGAAGGACAAUCUCCUCAAGGUGACCUGAGUGGAAAUCGGAGUAAAGGGUCAUGUGACGAUAUUCAGGAAGAGCGUGUGUUUAAGGAUUAUGUUUAUUCUUUGGCAGGACAGAUGAUAGCAAAUGCUGUAGAUGUAUUCCCCAAUAUGUCGAAUCCAAAUGUGGCAAAGAGCAUUAUGGGAAUUCUUCAACCCAGCAUGGGAGAGAACUCUUCUUAUCCUCUCGAAAUGGCAUUUAACAAAGGCUUAACAUUUCCAGUUCAGUUAAAGAAAACUCCAAGCUCAGCCUCCAUCACAGUUGAGACAGAUUACCUCUCCCGUAUUGACCCUCUCCAUGGUAACCUUGAUCUUUCAACCUCCAGUGAGAAGGAGGUCAUUGAAUGUACCAGUUUCAGGAAGAUAAGUGGUGACAAGGACCUAGAGGCUCUCAAAGAUAAAUCUUGGUUUGGUGUCGCUCAGCAUGCAGAGACCAUUCCAGGAAAUUCGGAACCUUACACAGCUGAGAACAGGGAAGCAUUGGAGGGAAAUAGUUCAUCAGAAUUACCUAAAAACUUUGAGACCUCUGACGAGAAAUGUUUCUCAGAAAUGCCCAGAAACUUUGAGGCCCUAGAGGAGGCAUCUGAGUCAAAUGUACCCAGAAAUGUAGAGGCUCUAAAGCAGAACUCAUUGGACAUAUUUGAUGUUCCAAAAAUCAAUGGGUCUUGUGAACCAAAUUUGCUACUGGAGAAUGAUUCUUCUGUGCACCCAAGCUGUGCUAACUCGGUAAAAAACUUGCAGAACAGACACGACGAGAAUGAGGUGUCGCCUUGUAGUGGUGAGGUGGCCAGCCUGUCAGCCUGUACCAGUGUGGAGGAAUAUGCUAGUCACCUCAUCAGGAACAUCUUGGCCACAGCUAUCACCACGGUGACACAGACGAAUCCUGAGCGGCCAGAGGCCACAGAAUUAGACGGAGCUGAAAAGAACGACAUCAGUAGUGAUAACAUAUCUGAAGAGAAAGACCAAUCAGAACACUCCGAUGAAAUGCAGGAGUUAUAUCCAAUGACAGAAGGUGGUAGCACCAGUGCUAAUAUACUGCCACUAGGUGGAGCCACCUGUACAUUAGCACCAGUAGAUGGCGCUUCAUCAGACAGUUCUGAUAGCUGUUCCACUACCACAGAAGGAAGUUACAGAAUCAUGAUGACUCCAGAUGUUGAAAAUCUCGAAGGUCAAGUGCACGUGGUCAGUCAAGAUAAAGGUCAUGAAGUGACCAGUAGUAGUAAAGGGCCUUUGAAUGACAGAAAGGUUCGAGGGCUUUCCAUUGAAGAAAUUGAGAAAUGGAAUGAGCAGGGAAACUCCAAUUCAGCUGUAAUGUGCAACGACCAAAUUGUACCGCAGGUUUUUGUUGAAAAUGAGGACAAAAUGUCUCAGAUGACUUCACAACAACAACCUGGGGAUAUCGAGCAUAAUAACAAUUCAGUGGAAAAUUCGUCUCACUCAGUCAACAUAUCAGGGGUCUCUAACAGUGGUUGUGAUUCUAAAGGAGAUAACUCUAGUCAAAUUAAUAAAUUAAGUAAAUUGCAGGGAGACAACUCUCUAAAUAAUGGUGCCAAACCUGAUGAUUAUUCUGAUCACAGUAAAGAGGAGUUCAAUAAUAUGCCAAAUCAUGAUACAGACAGCUGUAACAUCAAAGUGACAUCUAGUGAUAGCCUAAAUGAAAAGGGGGAUAACUCUGAACACAUGCCUGGCAGAAAGGCAGAGAACGCAGAGUCAAUGGCCAAGAUCACUGUUGACAGUCCAAAAUUACAAACGUCUGUAACAUGGAAGCUGGAGAAUAGCCAGAAAGGGGAACCAGCCGUAUCCAUGACAGCAAAUAACAAGGAUCGUCUGCGGGGCAUUGAAUUUUCGGAGGAAUGGCAGGACGACGACAUUCCAGGAAUGCCACCUACAGAGCAGGAUGACGACGAUGACUCGUCAGAAUCGUCAGGGUCAAGGUCGAGGCACAGCAGUGAUUCGAGUCGGGGAGAAGACGGACAAGUGAGACCGUCUAAUCUGACUGACCUUCAGAAGAAGAACAAGAUGGCUGCCAAUGACAACAUCCUGACAGAGGAUAUGGGCAGUGACCUUGACCCAGCACUACUAGGGGAACUGGAGUGGGAGAAUGAUACUCCAAUCAGAAGUCCCGCUGAACCUAUCCCACAAUACAGUGCUGAGGAGGAGCGGCAGGACGCUAAACUCUGGAGGCUGGUGGAAAUCUCCGGGCGAGAACAGAAGAUUGAUUUAACAAUCAUUGAACCAUUCAAGAGGGUUUUGUCUCAUGGAGGUUACUAUGGUGACGGCCUGAAUGCUAUCAUCGUGUUUUCUGGGUGUUACUUGCCUGACCGAAGUCGGAAGGACUACAACUACAUUAUGGACAACCUAUUCCUAUAUGUUGUCAGUACCUUAGAACGUCUGGUUGCCGAGGACUACAUGAUUGUUUACUUCCAUGGAGCCACGCCACGCAGACAGAUGCCAAGCUUCAGCUGGUUAAAGAAGUGUUACCAGAUGAUAGACAGAAGACUAAAGAAGAACCUAAAAGGUUUACUGCUGGUCCACCCAACCCUGUGGCUGAAGACCAUCGUCAUCAUGACAAGACCAUUCAUAAGUUCCAAGUUUAGCUCCAAGCUGCGGUUUGUGAGGUCCCUACAGGAGCUUGCUAGCCUAGUCCCAAUGGAGUAUAUCUACGUCCCGGACCACGUACACAAGUUUGAUGAUAAAUUAACAAAGCACUCCUCACAAGUAUCCACGACCACCUCUGACCCUCCACCUUUGACCCCCACAGGCCCUUGACCCUGUACCUGCCAAAGCUGAAGUUAUAUAUAGGAUAUUUGCCAUGAACAGAAGUCUGAGCUCAGUGGCAGAAAUAUACAAACAGAAAGGGAGGAAAAGGAAAGGAAUGAAGGAAAAACAGAAGAAAUGAAAGGAAGCAGUAAAGGAUAAAUAUAUGAUACAAUACACAGGACUUUGACACUAUAGUGAACAAUACCACAAUUAUAUUUCCAUAUUUUAUCCUUAUUUCUACGCAAUGUUGAUAGGUCUGUCCUAUCUUAGGAGUUGUUGUGUUUUAAAGACUUUGUUUUAAUUCAUUAUUACGCGUUAUGAUUAGAUAUAUCGGUAUACUUUGAUUACUAUGUGAUUUCCUUCUCUCACCAUGUCAUAACCACAAACACCAGACCUGGUCCUUACUGCUGUCACCCGCAAAUACUAAAUAUACAAUAGACCUGCUGUUCUCGUCACUGUAUCCGUGUCAUAACCACAAACACCAGACCUGUUCCUUACUGCUGUCACCCACAAGUACUAAAUAUACAAUAGACCUGCUGUUCUCGUCACUGUAUCCGUGUCAUAACCACAAACACCAGACCUGGUCCUUACUGCUGUUACCCACAAGUACUAAAUAUACAAUUGACCUGCUGUUCUCGUCACUGUAUCCGUGUCAUAACCACAAACACGAGACGUGUUCCUUACUGCUGUGAUACUGUCAUUAUAGAAUAAACUAGAGCUGUAAGCCACAGGGUUACCAACCCUUUGUUCAACCUUUUAAGUUUUAAUAUUUUUUUCAAGAAACCUUCGACAAACGUUGUAGUACAAAUGGAUACCGGGUUACAAGAGAGACGAAAAGGGUAAAAUGUAAAAAGUCGUGUAACAAAAAAUUGGCGUUUUGAUACCUGCUUGCCAACUCUCCCGAUUUUGGACCUAAAACUGAGCAUUUUCAUCCAUGGAAUUUGCUAAACUGCUAUUCCUAUUUUCAGCUCACCUGGCCCGAAGUGGAAGUUACUCUUAAGAGAAACUCCUUUUGGUUGCUACAUAUGAUAUGGAAUGGGAUAUACUUUAACUCUGAGUACACUCUUAGAUAUUAUAAUGAUGCGGUGGUACUCUUUGUCUUAACCUUUCACCACUGUAGACCAGAAUGGACUCAUCCAGAUAACUGUAUGGUACUAAAGUUACCUAGGGGUGAAAGGGUUAAGUUAGCAGUUAACAUUAAUCACAUUUUUUUUUCUUUUUAAAUUAUUUUGAACCAAAUUUCUCUUUUUAACAUGUUCUUGAAAAUUAUGAUUAUAUUUGUUAGCGAGCUUACCAAGCAAGCUUUAAAGACUGAACCAUACAUGUGUAAUGAUAUUGUAAACAAUGAUGCCAUAUGUGAUUUCAUGUGAAUUGCCAAAGAAUUAUAUUUUUAACAUUUCAUUUAUGUGUAGUCAAACCUUGCUAUGAAGUUGGUCUUUUUCUUAGAUUAUUGAAACUUAGGCCAAAAUGUGAAUGUCUUCCUCAGUGUAAUAGAAAGUGAAUCCCCCCUCAACCCCACCCCACAACCCCUACCCCACCCCGACCCCGACCCCGACCCCAACCAUGUCAGUCAAUAAACCUUGACUCUCGCUUUUUUCUUUCGUUCUCUCGUCUUUCGAGGUGAAAAGACGAAACAAGGAAAUGACACAACUCAGUCACCGUAGUUAUCAGACCGUGUGUGUUGUACAGGUUUUACAGAUGUAGUUUGUGUGAAUGUUUAACUUAUUCACCCCUGAAGACACAUUUGAACUCUUCCAAUUCAAAGGUUGGAAUAGCUCAUUAUAAAAUUUCAGGGGUGAAUGAGUUAAAUUCUUUCAUGUGAAAGAUAAAUUAUCCAUAGGCCCCAGGACCCAGUGUAGCUUUCCUAUGUUAACCUGUCCUGCUGAGCUGGUCACAGGUCAGUAUGAUACCAGUAGCUGUGUUUUGCUUGUUGAAUUAUGAAAUAUGUGCCAUUUUACCUGUGUUAAAUAUCUGUUACAAGUACACGGUUACAUAUGGUAUAUCAGAUGAAAAUAUGUCAUGUAAAGCUCACCUGGCUGAAGCUUGUGUGUUCAAUUAUGAAUAAGUAUAAACUUUGGCCACUAAUUACCUUAAAGAAGAUUGAAAUGCAGUUUUUUGAUGUAUGGUUUUCAGGACUUACCUGAAAAAUUACAGGUAUUUUCCUACAUCUUGUCAUUAAUAGAACUUUUCAUGAACUUUCUAGUGUAGCGGGAACUUUUUACCGAAGUUUAACUUAAGCCUUUUUUACCAAAGAGGGGAUUUUUUUUCAUGAGAGUGAAUAUUAGUACUUAACACGCAAUUUAUAGGAAUUACAUGUGAAGGGAGAAAUAAACUCUAGAUUAACGUAAAUUCUAUUGGUAAACGUUGAAUAUCUGACUGGGCCAAAGUAUUCAUGUACCACUUCAGUUUU
Mizuhopecten yessoensis (Yesso scallop) is the source of this 7627-nucleotide messenger RNA. RefSeq lists its product as uncharacterized. Gene Ontology annotation, cellular component: cytoplasm. The record is from RefSeq and is a predicted model, not a curated record. The transcript has 21 exons. Lineage: Eukaryota; Metazoa; Mollusca; Bivalvia; Pectinida; Pectinidae. Bases 247 to 5226 code for a protein of 1659 amino acids. Gene Ontology annotation, molecular function: exopolyphosphatase activity.